AUGCGCGAUACUGCCGCACCUUCUCUCAUGUCCUGUUUUGGAUCGGUUGCUUUUUCUCGCAGAUCGACUUCACUGUGGGUGUUUGUUCAUACCUCUUCCUUCUCAACUCUUCAUUGUGACAACUUCCAAUCAGCAAGCGUCGACAAGAUAUCUUCUUGGAUAGAAAUACUGCGUGGCUCUUGCCUGUCCACCGGCGUCGGUGAGUGCACAUCUGCUCCUACCUCCCUUGCGCAAAGCGCUCUUUCCCUGCGUGUAUCCAUAUCUUCGUCUUGCCUUGUCCUCACCACCAAAACCGCAGCUUGCAAUGUUCUGCUUGGAGAUAGUCAAUCUCUCGACAACACUCCCGCAACGGGCUUGCUUGCUGCUUCUUUCACUCGAGAAACUCUCUUUUGGUUCCCUCACUUUGGUUAUUUGAAAACAUCCUCACCUGCGCUCCAAAUACAGCAUAAAGCGAAUAUGACUAACCAAUCCACAGACAGGCAGACUGGCAGGUCACGGCGCUACACGGUCUCACGUCUCCUCGAACUUGCUCCUCAAAACAGAAUUAUCAAUUUCGACCUGUCCAAGUUCAGCUACGACGCAGCUCGAGCGGGAGUAGUACCACCAUUGGGUGCCUGCGCCAUGUCUACCAGACGAACUGCGAGCGACAAACCUCGUGGUUGGUCCCGUGAGUCAAGCAGCUCACAGGAAGAACUCAUUGUCUAUCGUGGGAAUCGCAUCCCGAAAGGAGGUCCAGAAAGACAGCCCGCCGUCCCACCAACUGGCGACCUGGCUCAGCAAGACAAGGGCUUUGCUCGAUUCCUCGAAAAGCAUUCCUCUCCAACCCACCAGCGAGUCACUGCCGGCGGACGUAUCGUGCCAAUGGAGCAACGCCCACGUCCUCCACCAUUCACCUUACCACACGCACAGCAAGAUCAGGAUUCCGGCCGCAAGGAUAACCCAAACAACACGGGCCAGGAUGAGACGAUUGCUUUUCCUGCUUUCGUGCCUGAUAUGGGUCAUCAGGGCAAGCCAAACCAGGACGGAACAGAUGGUCAGGUUGUGCAGCCACCAGUCCACAUGCUUGCAAACGGGAACGUCGUACCUGCAGCCAUCAACGUCAACCUCAUGGCUUACCCCGAUGCGUAUGCUAUGGAUGCGGCAUCCUGUCCACCACCAUUGUCCCCAGGAAUGAUGACAGCGCCUCUGUUCCCAAACAUGUACGACCCAUUCGGCAUGCAAAGUGCUCAGAUGUAUCCUCCGGCUACGCUCGCUAUCACCGCCCCAUUGGCUCACUUCAGUGGAAAUAUGGAAGCUCCAUAUCCAAUGCCCAUGCUGGCUCAACCAGAGGUGCCUGUUGUUCCCCCAAUGGACCCGAUCCCACCCCCUCAAACAGGACUGAAUGCUCCAGAUGAAUUGCACUCCAACAAGAUGCUGCAAUCUGCCCUUGCUCGCUACAACGAUCUGGAUCAGCAAAUCAAGAAUCUUGAUCGUCAUCGGGCAUUGGGCGACCAUGACCCUCUGCUCGCCACUCAGCGGAUGAAUAUUGUCGAGAUGCGUGCAGAAGCAAGAUCGCUCUACAACUAUUGGACGAGUAUUGUCUCAAAUGAUCUCAAGGCGAUUGGAAAGCAAGCUGCAGAUCGUCCUACCAGUACUCUCAAUGUGCAAGCAGCCGCAUACGUUCCUCUGAAUUCAACUGCACCAGCAGCUGCACAGUCUUCUGACAUUACCAAAGUCUUCGCUCACGGGGACAGCAAUGGGUUGCAAAUGACAAGGAAAAACACACCCAAACCUGGUCCUCGCCGCAUUCCAAUAGUAGCGCCUCCAGAGAAGACAUCGUCGGCUGGGAAGCGUUUCAAAGACAACACAGCAUCGUAUAUUGGCUCAGUUGAGGUCGAUGAAUGGGGUGCGCGCAUUGGAGAGCCGCCUGAAGACAUUGAACUUCAACAAAGUGAGAUGUUGCUGAAGUUGAGCCGGGAGCUCAGCAUCUCGCCACAAGAGUCGACCCACAGCUCUACUGCGCCGAAAUCUGCCGCUGUCAGUAUUGAAGUGACUUCGAAGUCGGCCACACUUGAGGACCAUCCUGGUGAUCAUGACCAAAACCGAACCGGCCAACCAGACCAGGAAAUCAGAGAGUGGCUGCCCACACAGCCAGGCCGAGCGCCCCCCAAGGUUGAAGCAUGCUAUGAAGUCCAGUUAGAUGCAAUGCGACUUCCCAAGAGAUUCAUUACCACGGUCAGAUUGCCGGGAGGAACAAUCACUGAGGUUCGUGGCCAGGGAUUGCGUCGUCCUCCAUCGAUUGAGAUGGACGAGUUUGAACGACACUACUGGACGUCCAAGCCGGAACUGACGGACGAUAUUACCGCGAACUUUCUCGACGUGCGUCUUGCUGAUGAAGAUAUGCCUGCUAACCGAGUCAACGAUUACAUGGACUCCAACCGAAACAAGGGCGAAAGUCAGCAGGAAUACAAUCCUAAGGAAAAUGCUCUUGUGGUUGCAAAGACCAGUAUGGAAUCUCUGGGCGGAAAGCAAACCAAUUUCGUGGCAGGAGAUCAACCUACGCGGUCAGUCUUCUUGUCAUCUCCUCUGGUGCUGCCUCGAUUCGGCCGACAAGCCUACACUUCGAUUAUCACGACCUCGACUGAUUCUGGCGGUCUGUCCACCUUCGGACAACCCCUGGCCGUGCCACCAAAUGUGAUGUCACGAGUGGACAAUAGGCCUGGUUGGUCAAUGAGUGAGCACUCACGAAAUGGCGUGGAGGUCCCAUACGAUGCCGCCAACAUCAAAGGCCACUCUUCGGUGUCUGUUCAGAAUGUUCAUGCCAUGGGUCGUUUGCCACACAUGCUCGACGGUGCAACCGACCAUCAGCGUCGCACAGCUGCAUGGGCACUGUCUGCAGCCGGCGGAGUUCGAAGCCCUCAGCUCGCCCAGGCCUCGAUUGCCACUGCAAGUAUCCAACAUGGUGGUCCACGAGAUGGUGAGAUUGGAGGAGUGACUCUGGGAAAUGAUGGUGUGUACCGCCCUCCAAUUGUCAAGUAA
This is a messenger RNA of Exophiala viscosa, 3018 nucleotides long. RefSeq lists its product as uncharacterized. Bases 1 to 3018 code for a protein of 1005 amino acids. The record is from RefSeq and is a predicted model, not a curated record. NCBI's taxonomy places the organism in Eukaryota, Fungi, Ascomycota, Eurotiomycetes, Chaetothyriales, Herpotrichiellaceae. The transcript has 4 exons.